AUGUUCAAUCGCUUUAGCAAGAAUCGCGACUACGGUCAAGGCUCCGGCUCCCCACGCUUCACCAACGCCGAUUCAGCCUACGAGUCCGCCACCCCCAGUCACCAGGGAUUUCCCAUCUUCCACGGUCCCUCCGAAUACUCGAGCUCUCACUCGUCCCGCCCCGGAAGAGCCUUCUCUCGUCGCGCCGCUCCGAUCGCCAACGGUCUCAGGCAAUUCGCCUCUUCCGAGAAGUUCUACCCUGGCCACACCACGUUCGCCAGCAACUCUUCCGCCAGUCUAGGCCAGAGGCUGCCGCGCUCGCAAUCGAGAGCCGGUUCUGUAAACUCAAACGUCUCGCUCAGAGGUACCGCCGUGGACAACAACGUCAUGGCCACCUCAGCCGAUCGGAGCCGAACACGGCGUGAGCGCACCUUUGUCGGUAGCGAAUGCGCCGUCUGUGAGGAGCCGCUGGAGCACACCCUCCGUGGAGAGCGCGUCCUCCAAUUCUCCUGCGCCCACGUCUGCCACGAGGCCUGCUUCUACGAGUUCAUUCGCGAGCUCGACUCGCAGUUCUGCCCCACAUGCGACUCGCCUCUGCAUCUCGACACGAGCAGGGGCGGCAAUGUUAUCGACCUCGGUUUGUCAUGCCAGAACCACUUUUCGCCCGAGAGGUUGACGACGCCCGAGCACUAA
Molecule: messenger RNA, 672 nt
Organism: Geosmithia morbida
Lineage: Eukaryota; Fungi; Ascomycota; Sordariomycetes; Hypocreales; Bionectriaceae
Product: von Willebrand factor type A domain
Exons: 2
Coding region: 1-672 (223 amino acids)
Source: RefSeq, a predicted model, not a curated record